AUGGAACUGAUCGACACCGAUAUCAGACCAUGGAAUUCCGAAGAUGUGCGGGAACAGUUUGGUGAUAGUCUCAGUCUCCUGCCGUCUAAUGACAACAUCAAGGAGCUGCAAACUAUUUUAAGGGACAAGAACACAUCUCGAAGUGACUUUAAAUUUUAUGCGGACCGUCUUAUUCGCCUUGUUAUUGAAGAGAGUCUGAACAAUCUACCAUUCACGGAUUGUGAAGUGGUCACACCCACUGGGGCUCUUUAUAAGGGCCUCAAAUAUGGUGCUGGUAAUUGCGGGGUCUCAAUUGUGAGGUCAGGAGAAGCUAUGGAGCAGGGCCUGCGCGACUGCUGCCGCUCCAUCCGCAUCGGCAAGAUCCUCGUGGAGAGCGACACGGACACGCACGAGGCGCACGUGGUGUACGCCAAGUUCCCGGAGGACAUAGCUCGCCGCCAGGUGCUGCUCAUGUACCCCAUCAUGUCCACGGGCAACACCGUCAAACAGGCCGUGAACGUGCUGAGGCAGCACGGCGUUAAGGAGGAGCGCAUAAUCCUCUCGAACCUGUUCUGCACGCCGGCGGCUGUCCAGGCGGUGGUGGACUACGUGCCCAGGAUGAAGAUCCUCACCUCGGAGCUGCACCCGGUGGCGCCCAACCACUUCGGCCAGAAGUACUUCGGCACCGAC
Messenger RNA from Iphiclides podalirius (scarce swallowtail), 669 nucleotides. Lineage: Eukaryota; Metazoa; Arthropoda; Insecta; Lepidoptera; Papilionidae. The record is from the annotation of a GenBank genome assembly.